Molecule: messenger RNA, 1569 nt
Organism: Zingiber officinale
Lineage: Eukaryota; Viridiplantae; Streptophyta; Magnoliopsida; Zingiberales; Zingiberaceae
Product: protein PHLOEM PROTEIN 2-LIKE A10-like
Exons: 1
Coding region: 59-1255 (398 amino acids)
Source: RefSeq, a predicted model, not a curated record
AAAUCGGAAUCCAAUAGAAUUGGUGGUCUCCGUCGCCAACCUUCCAACUUCAUCCGAUAUGGGCAUCCGCCUCCGCCGCCGGCGGUGGAUCCUCCUAGCCCUCGCCUCCGCCGUCUCCGCCUACGGCGCAUACAGGAUCUACCAUCUCCCCUCCGUCGCGCGGGGCCGCAGGAAGCUCUCUCGCGUGCUCGCCGCUCUCUCCGCCGCCGCAGACGCAGCAGCCUCCACCGCAGAGGCUGUCUCUCUCGUAUCGUCUGAUCUCACCCGCUUCCUUCGCUCCGAUUCCACCGAUCUCCCCUCCAGCCUGAAGCAGAUCACUAAGAUCGUCCGCUCCGACGAGUUCUCGGAUUCCGUUUCUAGGGUUUCGGAAGCCCUAACGACGGGAAUCGCGAGAGGUAUCCAGUUCAGCGAACAUUCGGCCUAUCCUCCCAUUUCAGAGCCCAGGGAUGGAGCAAGAUUCACGGAUCGGAUCAUGGACAGGCUGUUCUCCGCCUCUGGAUCCGGGCUUGUAUCUGUGAUGGCCGGGAGCUUUGCGAGGGGUCUCGUGAUGGGGUUCUAUCAAAGCGAAUCGAGCGACGGCGAAGAAGGAUUGGACUCGCAGGCGGUGCCGCGCUUGGUGCAAUUGAUGUGCCGUGACGAAUCUAGAGAGCUCAUUGGAAAUUGCGUUCAACUCUUCGUGAGCACAGCCGUCACCGUGUACCUCGAAAAAACGAUGGAAAUCAACGCCUUUGAUGAGUUCUUCUCCGGGCUCACCAACCCCAUCCACGAGGCUAAGAUGAAGGACAUGCUGGUUUCAGUGUGCAAUGGAGCAGUCCAAACCCUUGUCAAGACUUCCCACAAGGUUCUGACGAGUUCGAAUUCCUCCUCUCAUGGAAACAAAACAGAAAGUUCCAAACUUGAGGAGAAAUCUGGCGCGGAACUCGCAAGGAGUUUUACAUUGAUCGAGGAUGGUGGUGGCUGGGUGGAUCAAAUAACAUCCACAUUGUCUGUGCCAGGCAACAGGAGGUUCGUUCUUGAUGUCACAGGGAGGAUAACCUUUGAGACUGUCAGGUCAUUCCUUGACUUUGUCCUAUGGAAGAUGUCUGAUGCUUCCAGAAGAGGAGCUAAUGGUGUUAAAGAGGAGUUGAUACGGGGUUUGGAAGUUUUGAGGCAUUUAAGCGCCAGGUCGAUUAUCAUUAUUGCUGUAUGCCUCUGCUUGUGCCUGCAUAUUUACAUGAGGAUGCCAAUUCUUACCUCAGAUUUGGUUGGUAACUGAUAUCUUGGAGUUCAGUAAGGAUUUUUAUGCACUGAUAUAAAGAAGGCAGCUUUCCAUACCUGUGAGUAUUCCAAUCUGAUAGGGGUGAUACUUCUAAACACUCAUUAUAUAUACAUACAGAAGGAAUUAAAAAAAAAAUGCUCUUAUCUGUAAUCUAUUAGAUGCUCAAAGUAUGUAGUAGAAGUGGCUGGUGAUGAUUGAUGUCGAGAUGUAUAUAUGGAAGACACAUUCAAUAAUUUGAAAAGGCUUCAAUGGAUGUACUUUGUAUUCAUAAUCCUUGUUGAAACAUAUCGUUCCCUGUUUGUCUUUGCUGA